AUGUUUGCGGUGCACUCGAGGAGUACGUACGGUUGUUUUGUAGCAGAACUUGGCAAUAAGUUUCCCCUGGAACUUCACAACACAAUGUUUGCUGCAGCGGAGGAGCUGUUUGAUUUCCCCACAGAAACCAAAAUGAAACUCACUUCUGAACAAGUUUUCCAUGGCUAUGUCGCCAAUCCUCCUGUCCGCGAAAGUAUGAUGCUUAAUAACGCAACCUCCUCCCCUGAAGAAACUCAGAAGUUGAGGAAUGUCUUCUGGCCCAACGGAAAUGAUAUUGUCCGGGAGGGUGCUAAUUCAUACGCGAAGAAGUUGGCGGAGUUGGAUAAAAUUGUUACGAGAAUGGUAUUUGAAAGCUAUGGGUUAGAGAAGAACUUUGAUGCUCACUUGGAAUUAACAACUCGUACUCUCUCACUUAUAAAAUGUAGAGAACAUCAUGAGACGGAGACCAAUGAAGGGAUUAAAAGCCAUACAGACAAGCAGUACUUAACCACCAUUCUUCAUCAAAACCGAGUGAGGGGUCUGGAGAUAAAAACACAUGAUGGUGAAUGGAUUGGGAUCAAGGUAUGGAGCAACGACAGGAUUCAAGCAAGCGUCCAUCGAGUAAUGUUGGUUGAAAAUGAGAGAUACUUAGUCGGGAUGUUUGCAUUCCAUGAUGGGACGAUACAUGUGCCAGAAGAAUUGGUUGACGAAGAGCACCCUUUGAAAUACAAACCGUUUAAUAAUCGUGAAUAUGCCAAAGCACAAGCCACUCUAUUUCAGCAAGAAAUUUCAGUCAAAGCCUUUUGUGGUAUUACCACUUAA
Juglans regia (Persian walnut) is the source of this 801-nucleotide messenger RNA. RefSeq names its product probable 2-oxoglutarate-dependent dioxygenase AOP1. Lineage: Eukaryota; Viridiplantae; Streptophyta; Magnoliopsida; Fagales; Juglandaceae. Gene Ontology annotation, molecular function: dioxygenase activity. The transcript has 3 exons. The record is from RefSeq and is a predicted model, not a curated record. Bases 1 to 801 code for a protein of 266 amino acids.